GUUCGAAAGAGGCAGCGGAACGACCGCUUCUCGAAUUUUCACUUGCUGCGACUUCUCUACCACAAGGAACACCGGGCCACACUUUACGCUUGUACAUCCGGAAUCUCAUAAAUCUGCAUCAUAGUUCCGGAGGUGCCCUACAUAUCCACGUGUCACCCGCGCGUGCGCGCGAUUCCGAGGAGAUAGUUUGUUUAGGACGAGCUUCGUGUCGAGAGUCGAGUAGCGCGCUCAUCACGAGGUUUCGUGCGCCCGAACGGAUCAAGAUGCCGAGGCCUAAAGCGGCACCGUUUUACCUUUUUCUGCAACAUUUGAAAGAAGAACACCGGAGAGAAACGGGAGUGUACAUGGCUCCGGACCGAAUUCACUCGUACGCUGCGGCGAAAUGGGCGGAACUCGACGCUACAGGAAAAAAUCACUGGAAAGGAGUCGCGGAAAGGAAGAACGCGGAAGCAAGAUUGGUUCCUCCCCAGAUUAGGAUUCCAGUAAAAAACACAGUGCCCUUCGAGCUAAAGAGCCGAUCACAGCAAAUGCUACAGAAAGUCGAGGAGUUCCUGGACUGGUGCGGCUCUGAACGACUUUCAUUAAUGUCGCGGGAAUUCAUCUCGUGCUCGAUAACCCCGUUCUUCAAGUCUGCAGGAAACUCGGAGGUGUUCUAUCCGGGCGAAAUUUGUUUAGUUCGUUGGAGCAUAUCUCGCGGUGUUAAAGAACUCUAUCAAGUAUAUCUCGAUCCGGACGUAGGCGACGCGAAGCAUGUCGUCCCGAAAGAGUUCAAAGAUUGGUGUACGAUAUUGACCUGCAAGGACCAUACCACAAUCGCCAAAGAAAUUGUGCAGUUCAUCGGUCGCGCCGGGGGAAUACUCGUUCGCGAGUCUCAGAUGACGAAAAUCGACUCAUGCCUCAAUUUUUUCUUCGAGAAGGUCGAUCACAAAAUUCAGACCCUUGACCAGGAACCUCGGGGGUCCGCAUGCAAAGCGACGGCGUGCACACCGGAAUCAGGUGUUCUUGGCAUUUGAAUAAAGAUUUCUGCUCGGCGAGACGUGCAGUCGAGGAUGCUUACAUCUUGAGCCGGUUGCUCGGCGAGGUCUUCGUUGCAAACAUGACCACGGGAACGCAUUGGCCGGUUGUCGGAAAGCUCGUCCCGAAAGUAGUCCACCGAUGUUCGAAGCGGAUGGACACUUUCAGGUUCAAGAAAGACUCGAAAACCGCUUGGGAGA
Galendromus occidentalis (western predatory mite) is the source of this 1214-nucleotide messenger RNA. RefSeq lists its product as uncharacterized. Bases 264 to 1013 code for a protein of 249 amino acids. NCBI's taxonomy places the organism in Eukaryota, Metazoa, Arthropoda, Arachnida, Mesostigmata, Phytoseiidae. The record is from RefSeq and is a predicted model, not a curated record. The transcript has 7 exons.